CUGUCCUCAUGCAUCGCUCCAUCUUGUCAACAGCCUCCUGGUUUUCUCACAGGAUACCUUUCAAGUUUCAGUAAGUGUUCGCGUACCUUUUCUCCAGACAGUGAUGGUCCUAGGAGCAUCGGAAUCUUGCAACACCACGCCUCUAAGCCUUGUGCAUUACUGACGAUCGUGCAGUAACUGCAGUGCACCCCUCCCUCGUGUGAACAUCCUCAGACCGGGUCGAACAUUCAGCCAGACAUCCACAAUGUUCAAGGUCGGAGACGAUUUCGAAAAGGUCCAAGCCUCUCGCCCUGAGUUCAAGCGCGACGUGCCGGUCACUUUCUCGAAACCCCCUAAUCCCGACUGGAAGCAGGGAGAUGGCGCCAACGAUGGAGGUGAGAGCUUGAAGAAGAACCACUUGGAGAUUGACCCCUACGAGGAAGGGCGGCCGGUUGCUUCCAAUUAUAAACUUCUGAUCUCCGGCAUGGUCCCCAGACCCAUCGCGCUCAUCAGCACCAAGUCCAAGGAUGGAAAGACGACCAACUUGGCGCCAUUCAGUUACUCGCAGGUCAUCAACCAUGACCCCCCGCUCUUCACGGUGGGAUUUGUGGGAUCCCUUGACAAGGCCAAAGACACAUUGAAGAACCUGGCGGAGACGGAGGAAUGCGUGAUCAACAUCAUCUCAGAGCAUUUCGUCGAGGCCGCCAACGCGACGGCAAUCAAUACUCCAUAUGGCGUCUCUGAAUGGGAGGUCUCGGGGCUAACCCAAGCGCCCUGCUCCGUUGUCCAGGCGGCACGUGUGAAAGAGUCUAUUCUGGCGAUCGAAGGCAAGCUGGUGGAGACCAAGGAGUUCGAAAGCCGGUCGACACCGGGCAAGAAAUCAGGCGUGUUGGCAAUCAUCGAGGGUGUUCGCUUCUGGGUACGAGACGAUGCGAUCAACGAACAGAAGAGCAUUGUCGACCUGAAGGUCUUGAAGCCUAUCAGUCGGUUGGGGGGUAUUUCGUACGGGCGGACUACCGAUGCGAUCGAGAUCCCAAGGCCGCAGUUCUAGACCUGGCGCGUAUGGCGCAUCUUUAGACGCCGUGGUGGGGGAGGUUCUGUGCUGCCGCGGUUUUACACUAGAUUAAUUCA
This is a messenger RNA of Aspergillus sclerotioniger CBS 115572, 1110 nucleotides long. RefSeq names its product flavin reductase family protein. The coding region runs from base 245 to 1030 and encodes 261 amino acids. NCBI's taxonomy places the organism in Eukaryota, Fungi, Ascomycota, Eurotiomycetes, Eurotiales, Aspergillaceae. The transcript has a single exon. Gene Ontology annotation, molecular function: FMN binding. The record is from RefSeq and is a predicted model, not a curated record.